UAGGGCUGAAUAUAAAUUUAGGGAACUCCCUCUUCUUCUUAGCGCGCCCCAUUUUGCCCAUCCGAGUUUCUGAGACAAACCCUAAAGUUCAUCAGGGCGACAAGAAGAUCAUGGCGGCGGUUCCAGGACAAUUGAUUUGGGAGAUUGUGAAGAGGAACAACUCGUUUUUGGUCAAGGAGUUUGGGAGGGGAACAGCCGGCGUUCAGUUCAGCAAAGAGUCUAACAACUUAUACAAUUUGAACUCCUACAAACAUUCUGGUUUGGCCAACAAGAAAACUGUUACGAUUCAACCUGGAGGCAAAGACCAAUCCAUUUUGUUUGCAACAACUAAGAGCAAGAAACAGAACAAGCCUUCUUCGUUGCUUCAUAAAUCAUUAAUGAAGAAAGAGUUCCGUAGGAUGGCCAAAGCUGUAACAAAUCAGGUGGGAGAUAACUACUACAGGCCAGAUCUGAAGAGGGAUGCCCUUGCAAGAUUGAGUGCUGUGAACAGGAGCCUUAAGGUGGCCAAGUCUGGCGUAAAGAAGAGGAACAGGCAAGCGUUGAAAUCACGUGGAAGGAAGUGAGAAUUGAGCUAGUAGAGAAUGAGAUUGUUGCAUUUUUCAUUGUGUUUUCUUUUGGAAUGCCAACUUUGUAGUUCGGUUUGGAAUCUGAAGGAGGAGUAGUAGUCUGGCAAUAGAUGUUUUGCUAUGUUUUGCGUUACUAUAAUGGUUAUUUUCAUGUUGAGGUUAACUCUUUGCUGGUAAUCUCAAGACUUUGUUUUGGUUAUGUUGCUAAAUGCAGCUGAAAAUUACCAGAUACUUUAUU
Messenger RNA from Cucurbita moschata (crookneck pumpkin), 804 nucleotides. Its product is annotated as 60S ribosomal protein L28-2-like. Gene Ontology annotation, biological process: translation. NCBI's taxonomy places the organism in Eukaryota, Viridiplantae, Streptophyta, Magnoliopsida, Cucurbitales, Cucurbitaceae. Gene Ontology annotation, molecular function: structural constituent of ribosome. The coding region runs from base 111 to 563 and encodes 150 amino acids. The transcript has 4 exons. The record is from RefSeq and is a predicted model, not a curated record. Gene Ontology annotation, cellular component: cytosolic large ribosomal subunit; ribosome.